UAUAUGACACUCACUCACUGGCCAGUUUAUUAGGUACACACAUCUAGUACUGCGUCGGACCCCCCUUUGAUUCCAGAACAGCCUGAAUUCUUCGGAGCAUGGAUUCUACAAGGUGUCGGAAACAUUCGUUGCUCAAUUGAUACCAUAAAGGUCUUGUAAACUAAUAACUAAGAUUUGCAUAAAAAUGUCCUCGGACAGAGUAUGUUUUCUGCAAUGUGAGAAGGUCAGAUGGUGUACUUUUGUACUUGGCCAUUCUGUGUUUUCUUUUCUGUGGUUUGGUGAUCCUAAACCUAAUCCUGGGUAUCUCUGUUGCUUGUUCUCUAGGAGGCUGGUGGCAUGUGGUUCUCAACAUGGACACCACCAUCGCUAUCACUCAGAACUUUGCCAGCACCACCAACUUCCCCAUCGUGUGGCAUAAAACUGUGCGGGGCCGGCCCAAACUAUCCAGGAAGUGGUAUCGUAUCCUGAAGCAGGAGAGGCCAGACAUGGCUGCCCUAGCAGACAAAGUGGACCUCCAGGAAUCGACUGGCAUCGCCUCGGACAGCUCCAGUGACUCUUCCUCCUCCUCCUCUUCCUCCAGCUCCUCUGAUUCAGACUCAGAGGCUGAGUCGGGCUCGGAGGGGGACGCCAUGUCUCACCGGCGGAAAAAGAGGAGGACGUGCGGCAUGAUGUCCAACGGAGACAGCAGCACCAAGGAUGACUGUGUCAGCAAAGAGCGCAGCUCCUCCCGGUGACCCCCUCGCUCCGCCCCUGCUUCUCCAGAAGGCCACACCCAGGGGGACUCUCGCACACCGAGCGGCCAUUUUGUUUGUUUUCAUUUGUGUGUCUCCAAAGGAGAUUAUGGUGGCCCUCUGUCUGUUGGAUAGAUAAGAGGGCUGCCUCAGAGACCCAGCCUAACCCUAGGCUGUGAUAAAGGAGAUUCCCCCUGAGGCGUGGACCUGCUGGAGAUCUAUCUGCCACCGCUCAGCUUCUAGUCAAACGUCAAUCUAUAUUGCUGUUAAUUGUAGGGGGUGAGAAGAGCAGUAUUUCAGUGAGAGGGAGGGGUGUUGACCUUUGGAGAGAGGUGGGCUGUUGUCCUGUUGUACACCAGGUACUGGGGCUGAGGCAGGGAGCCUAUCAGGCUGGCCUGUCUCUACAGUGCCAUGGUCUUAUGUUGCUCAGUGGGGAAAUGUUUUCUAUUCACAGUGAGAUGAUGGAUGGAUGAAUAGGUGUGUUUUGGAUUUACUUUAAUUUGCAGUACAUGGGAUGCCAGUUGAGUUUUAUCAUGGCAGAUUUGACCAUCUUUAGAUAUUAAAGUGUACUGUGAGAGUUCUGUAAGUCGAUACUGUAUGACAGGGUAAGGGUAGAGGAACGAUGCUGCCUUGAAGCCACUGAUUAUAUUUUUUCUUGGUUAAUUUGAUAAUAUUUCUGCUUUCAUCCUCUGGCCUUCUUUUGCUAGUAACAGUUGAAAUCGUAUGCGUAUGUGCUGCAAUCAAAACAGUUAAUUCAGUUACAGUUAAUUUAAUUUAAUAGUUAGCAAAUCAACAGUCCAAAAUCCAGUCAAGACCGUUUGCAUAGUGACAUUUCUCUUUCAUAUAAUUUUUAUUUAGCUGCUGUUGGCAUCUGUAGUGCAGACUAAUGCACAUGUCUAGUGAAACAGCUUUUUCAAGACUUAGCCCAAGUCAUCCAGCAACAACUAUAAAGGCCAAGGGUUCCCCCCUGACUUAGAUUUAGCCGGUUCAGCUUGACAUUCAAAAGCUUGACCUUUUUAGGUGAAAUUGCCUGUACUACACUCCCUUAGCUACAGGUUGGGUAAGAUUAAUCACUCUCAUGUGCCACAAAUGAAUGUUGGGCUAUCAACAACAAUAACAUUUCACCAAAAAGAAACACUAUUUUUGCAAUAUUGGCUGGUUAUGAUUGGUUUUUCUGUUAUGUUUCUGUGAAUUUAAUUAUGUAUGGGUUACUCACACAAUUUUGGCACACACUUUCACAUUUUUAUGAAAACAAUUGGAGUUAUUUAAUAGUGAUGCCUCUCGUGUAAAAGUGUGCCAUUUGCUGCUAUAUUAAUCAACAUUUUAAGAUGAAUGAAAUAAAACUAUUCAAUUUAUUUGACAUUACACAGCUAUACUGUAGAUCAGGGGUGUCAAACCAUUUUUUUUUUCAUGAAUCUUUCCGGAGAAGAACGAUCUCAAUUGACAUGACUAAAACCAAAUCGAAACUGUGUAGAAAUGAUAAUGGACAUACUUUUAUAGUCUCUUCACCCUGUCCAGCUUGCUAACAGUCAUCGAAACGAAAGCUAGACAGUCAGGGAGCACUCUUUUUUGCCAAUUUUGACAGCGAGGAAUAUAACCAAUAUUAGUGGACCUAAAUGAAUGCCAAAUGUGGCCCUUCUGGGCAAAAUGAGUAUAACACCCCUGUUGUAGAUGCUGGUUUCCCAGAGCCAGAUCAAGACUAUUCCUGGUCUAAAAAGCACUUUCAAAUAAGUCUCUAUCACGGAUGCCUUUUAGUCCAGAAUUAGAAUGAACCUCUUUCCGGGAAACGAGCCCUAGGUGUUUGAUCUUGUGUUCUGAUUCCAAGCCACCGUUUUUUAUUCUCCAUUGCAUACAGAAGGGGGCACCAAUGCCAGAGCUCUCACACUAGCUUGGCACCAGUGUGUGUGGUUUACAGUCCAGAAGAAACGGUUGUGUCAAAAGUAGAAAUGAGGGCUGGCAAAGGGAAAAGUGUAAACAUUGUAGGCCUUGUAGUUGCACAUCUUGAUCUUAUUUCUCUGUGUAGUGCAACUAAGGUUUUUUUUUAAACAUUGCAACAACAAAAAAAUAUGUGAGGGGAUAGGUAGAUAUUCUGGACAGACUAAAUUCAUGGUUCUAUCCAUGUGGCUUCUAGAUUAUGUGGCAUAUGCUGCUCUACAAUGAUUCAACUGCUUUGUAUUUCGUUAGUGUAAAUUCAAACAAAAGCAACUAGCUAAUACAUUACUCUUAUUCAGCAAAUAGAAGUUAAUGGGUUGAAUGCAGAUUCUGCUUGUAUAACUUUGUUCUGUGGGGUUCUGUGUUUUUUUGUGCUUUAAAACUGGCGUUGUCAUCUAAAAUGAUUGAAAGUACUUUGAAAUAUGUGAAUUGCUGUAUGUCUAUGCAGUAGGUGUUUUCCACUGUCUUUAGACAAAAGUGCCUAUAAGCACCAAUUGAUACUGUCAUUGGCCUGCAGAUGAGAGGUUGUGUUGCUACUUGUGGUCAAUGCGUCUGGUGUUUGCGCUGUUUUUAACCCAUUAGGUGCUCACCUCAUGUCAAGCAUUUAGCACUAUUACCGUCCCUGGGGUCGGUCACAUAGUGCCUUGGAUCCGAUGGGGGAAUGGUGUGAAAACCAGGAGCCUACAUGGGUACAUCUCAGUGGUCUAAUGUGGCUUCCUUUGGUCGACCUCCUCCCUUCAGCCGCACUGAUCUAAAUCUACAGGACUGGAAAAAGGAAGCCCUCUAUUAGGGUUCUGCCAUAUUGCUUUCACUUUCCUGUCUGUCCAGAUCAGGGCAGAUGAAGGAGAAUGAUGAGAGGAAGCCAUUUUAAGAGAUUUAGAUGUACACCCAGACAUACCUUGACGUUAACCAGAACAAAGUUAAUAAAUUAAUGUUGAUGAGUUAAUAAAUUCUUUUUUUAUGCA
Coregonus clupeaformis (lake whitefish) is the source of this 3628-nucleotide messenger RNA. RefSeq names its product bifunctional arginine demethylase and lysyl-hydroxylase JMJD6-like. NCBI's taxonomy places the organism in Eukaryota, Metazoa, Chordata, Actinopteri, Salmoniformes, Salmonidae. The transcript is spliced from 3 exons. The record is from RefSeq and is a predicted model, not a curated record. Bases 351 to 734 code for a protein of 127 amino acids.